CACCGGGAACAGCGACGGUGGCGGCGGCCGGGAUGAGCGUGACCGGGACCCCCGCGGUGGUGUCGGUCUCCAUCAGCAGCAGCCUCAACUCCUUCCGGGCCCUGAAGAGAUAUGCCCGGGGCCUCACUAUCGCCGAGUUCAAGUGCAAGCUGGAACUCGUCGUUGGAAGCCCAGCUUCCUGCAUGGAACUUGAACUCUACACCCCGGACGACAAGUUUAUGAUGAAGCUGGACCGCGAUGAGGCCUUGCUGGGCUCGUACCCGAUUGACGAUGGAUGCCGAAUCCAUGUGAUAGACCGAAGCAGUGCAACAGUCGGGGAAUACGAAGAUGUCUCGAGGGUGGAGAAGUUCCAGAUUUCGGAUACUGAAUACGACAAACGAGCAGACACGGCCCGCUCGUUCAUGAAGCGCAGCAAGCUGGGACAGUACAAUAAGGAGGAAAUGUCGAGGAAGGAGGCCGAGUUAGAGCAGAAGCUGAUGGAGGAGAAAGCCCUGGCUGAGGCCAUUUCCGUGGGGGCCAGGUGUGAAGUGCGAACAUUCGGGCAGCCCAGCAAACGGGGGAUGGUGAUGUACGUGGGCUUAACUGAAUUCAAACCUGGUUACUGGGUUGGGAUCAAGUAUGACGACCCUUUGGGAAAACAUGAUGGCAGCGUCAACGGCAAGCAAUAUUUUGAGUGCGAGCCAAAGUACGGAGCCUUUGUGAAGCCUCAGCAUGUCACCGUGGGGGACUUCCCAGAAGGGGACUAUGGGCUGAACGAUGAAAUGUGAGGGAAGCAGACAGGAGGAGGGAAGCGGAGAGGAUCUCCACGGCCCCUGCUUGCUGGCAGAGCUCCGGUUGCCGCUGUUUCCGCAGAGCACCGCUGCGCUCUGAUCCCAAGUCGGGGGUAGCUUGAGUGAAGCAGAAGAACUGUGUGUUUCGACAUGUUGGUUGUUUGUCCCUUUCCCCUGGUUGUCUCUGUUCAGUAAAGAUGCCUCAUUGCCUGAUUUUUCCAUGCACACCCUUUAGCUCAGUAACGGAGAACCAGAAUGUCUUUGAUUGUGGUAGCCGUUUGGGGGAGGGAGAUAAUGGUGAUAUCUCCCCAAUUUUCCCGUGACAGCGAGUGGAAACUGAGAUUGAGGGUUCUGAACAGAUGUAUAUACAACUCUGGUUUCAAAACAAAACAAAAUCUAAACCGAAUCAUUUUGAUGACUGCUUUUUUUCUCUCCAUUGUGGGUCUUUGUGGUUCUGUUUUGUUUUUGUGCUGCUGGAAGAUGCUAUGUGAUCAUUACAAAUUAAAAGUUUUGGAAAGGGGGGAAUCAGAUACAUUCCAGACAAA
Protobothrops mucrosquamatus (brown spotted pit viper) is the source of this 1315-nucleotide messenger RNA. RefSeq names its product tubulin folding cofactor B (gene TBCB). The transcript is spliced from 6 exons. Gene Ontology annotation, biological process: cytoplasmic microtubule organization; post-chaperonin tubulin folding pathway; tubulin complex assembly. Gene Ontology annotation, molecular function: alpha-tubulin binding; microtubule plus-end binding. Lineage: Eukaryota; Metazoa; Chordata; Lepidosauria; Squamata; Viperidae. The coding region runs from base 33 to 767 and encodes 244 amino acids. Gene Ontology annotation, cellular component: nucleus; cytoplasm; microtubule plus-end. The record is from RefSeq and is a predicted model, not a curated record.